UUCUCUAAAGUCUAACCCAAACAAAUCUCAGCACACAAAACAAAACCCUAACUGCAUUAAACCCUAACACACUCAGUUCCAUCCAUGGCGUCGCAAAUGGCGAUCCUCUUCCGCACGCGCACCCUCCUCUCUUCGAAACCCACCACCACCACCCUCAUCAAAACCAUAACCACAUUCCCCUUCCUCUCACAAGAGCCCCAAUUAGUGGACUCCACCCCACCACCUUCUUCCUCAACCACCCCUCUCCCUCCCAACCCCGCCUCCGGAAGCCCCCUCUACAACGAAAACUGGCGCAGCCCAAUCCCGCCGCCACCGCCCGCUUCCUCCGCCGCCACCUCCCACGCGCUCGCCCCCGUGGGCUUCUACAACCGCGCCACGUCGGAAACAUACGACCCCCGCGCCCUCCUCGACCUCUUCGGCGACUGGAUGGCCUCGCAGCAGUGGCACGACGUCAAGUUCCUUUUCGAGGCCUGGGUCCGCUCCCUCGAUAAGACGGGCAAACCAAACAAGCCCGAUGUUAAUCUGUUUAAUCACUACCUCCGCGCCAACCUUAUGCUCGGCGCCUCCGCCGCCGAGCUCCUCGACCUUGUCGCGCAGAUGGCGGAGUUCGACGUCGCCCCCAACACCGCGUCGUUCAACCUCGUCCUCAAGGCCAUGUGCCAGGCCAAGGAAACCCUCGCCGCUGACAAGCUCCUCCAACGGAUGCUGCAGUCAGGAAAUGAUGCUCUCCCUGAUGAUGAAUCGUAUGACUUAGUCAUCGGAAUGCUCUUUUCCAUGGACCAGAUUGACACUGCAUUCAAAUAUAUAGAUUUAAUUUUGAAAUCUGGUAAUGUGUUGUCAAUGAAGGUUUUUAUGAACUGUGCGGGCAGUUGUGUCAAUAAGGGAAGGCUUGAUACAUUGGUGACAAUAAUUGAAAGGUGCAGGGCAUCAGAUCAAAACAAAGCUCUUUGCCCCAACUGGGACUUGUGCAAUUUUAUUGUUGAAAUUGCAACUCGGGAGGAUAAUAGCAAAUUAGCUUUUUAUGGCCUGGAGUUUAUGGCUAAAUGGAUUGUAAAGGGUGAACGUCAAAGACCUCCUAUAUAUAUUUCUGUAGAUGAAGGUUUAGUUCUGUCAGCUCUUUUGACUGCUGGUAGAACCUAUAACACUGACCUGCUAGUGGCAUCAUGGGCUGUUUUGGAUCGCUCAUUGCGUAAAAAGAAAGCUCCUAAUCCAGAGUCAUAUCUUGGAAAGAUAUACGCACAUGCAUCAUUGGGGAAUCUACAAAAGGCUUUUGGUACUCUGAAUGAAUAUGAGUCAGCUUAUGGGGACUCUGGUCAAGAAGCUGAAGACUUGUUCUGCCCAUUUACUUCGUUACAUCCAUUGGUUGUGGCAUGCUCCAAGAAGGGUUUUGAGACUCUAGAUAAUGUUUAUUUUCAACUGGAGAAUUUAAACCGUGCAGAGCCUCCUUAUAAAUCUGUAGCUGCACUAAACUGCGUCAUUUUAGGAUGUGCAAACAUAUGGGACCUUGAUCGUGCUUACCAAACUUUUGAAUCAAUUGGAUCUACUUUUGGGUUGAUCCCUGAUAUUCAUUCAUACAAUGGGUUGAUAUAUGCCUUUGGGAAGCUCAAGAAGACACAUGAAGCUACAAGGGUGUUUGAGCACCUAGUGAGUUUGGGUCUGAAGUCUAAUGCAAAAUCAUAUUCUCUACUUGUUGAUGCCCACCUCAUUAACCGGGAUGUCAAAUCUGCUCUGGCAGUGAUUGAUGAUAUGAGAGCUGCUGGAUAUGAACCAUCAAAAGAGAUGCUAAAAAAGGUCAGACGGCGAUGCACACGAGAAAUGGACAAUGAAAGUGAUGCCAGAGUGCAAUCACUGGCUAAUUCCUUGAAUUACCAAUUGGGUUCAGAAAACCGACGGGACAUUCUGUUUAAUCUUAAUUACAGUAUGGGUUAUGCUUGAAUGGAAUACCUCUGUAUAUUAGUGGAUGCUGCUCAAGUUGGCGGGUCAGGAUGAUUCAAGAACAUCUUCGCGCAAUCUUUAUUUUUGUAUUUAUGUGUUUAUGAAGCGGGGAGGAUGCUGAUGAUGGAAUUAGCUUUCUUAGUGAAAACCCAAAGCAGUGAGUUUUUCAUCAAAGUUGUUCGAAAUAAUAGUAAGAUUGAUCCAAUUUUAGUAGAGGAUAGAAUCAAGAUCGACACUUAUCUCAUGGUUCUUAUUUUUUUUGUUCUGUUUUUUGGCACUGCCCAUUCUUUACAAUCUAAUGUGGCAACGACUAGAAGCUGCAAGGAUUUGGAAACUGCUUUUGUGGUGCUGUGGUUGUAUUAAAUUCUACUUCAAAUAAUGGUAAAUCUUCCAAUCGAGCGCACGUUUUAAUCAUUUGUAAAA
Molecule: messenger RNA, 2358 nt
Organism: Glycine soja
Lineage: Eukaryota; Viridiplantae; Streptophyta; Magnoliopsida; Fabales; Fabaceae
Product: pentatricopeptide repeat-containing protein At1g26460, mitochondrial-like
Exons: 7
Coding region: 85-1935 (616 amino acids)
Molecular function (GO): protein binding
Source: RefSeq, a predicted model, not a curated record